Molecule: messenger RNA, 3089 nt
Organism: Pollicipes pollicipes
Lineage: Eukaryota; Metazoa; Arthropoda; Thecostraca; Pollicipedomorpha; Pollicipedidae
Product: forkhead box protein C2-like
Exons: 1
Coding region: 271-1611 (446 amino acids)
Biological process (GO): cell differentiation; regulation of transcription by RNA polymerase II; anatomical structure morphogenesis
Molecular function (GO): DNA-binding transcription factor activity, RNA polymerase II-specific; RNA polymerase II cis-regulatory region sequence-specific DNA binding
Source: RefSeq, a predicted model, not a curated record
CGUCAGUAUUGUGCGGGCCGCGCGGAAAAGAAACAGGCUCGGUGUUUUCACAGGGGUAUCACUGUAAACUAUAGUGCGGCUGGCCAUAAUACGACUUGAAGAAACCCAAUCUAAACUCUCUGGCCAUCGACAAAUAUUUUAAUGUUUAUUGAAUAAAUGGGCCGUGUUUUGGUGCUAGUGAUCAGCGGUCCCCAGUGGCUCCUCUGGUGCGAAUAAGUGUUCACGACGUUUCCAACGGGCCACCGAGUGCCCGUGUGUGCCGCCGGAAGCAUGCACACCCUCUUCGGCGCCGACCAGAACGCCUACUACCGACACUCAGGUAGCUAUGCCAACUCGCUGCAGCCGAUGGCGGCAAUGUCGCCGAUGACGCCGAUGACGUCAAGUGGCUACAGCUAUGACCAGUACUCGGUGGCGGCGCGGUACAGCCCGUACGCCACCUCCUACAGCCCGCACCAGAUGCCAGUGAAGGACAUGGUGAAGCCGCCGUACUCGUACAUCGCUCUCAUCACCAUGGCCAUCCAGAGCACGCCAGAGAAGAAGAUCACGCUGAGCGGCAUCUACCAGUUCAUCAUGGAGAAGUUCCCCUACUACCGUGAGAACAAGCAGGGCUGGCAGAAUUCGAUUCGACACAACCUCAGUCUCAAUGAGUGCUUCCUGAAGCUGCCACGCGACGAUAAGAAGCCGGGUAAGGGCUGCUACUGGGCGCUCGAUCCCGAUUCCUACAACAUGUUCGACAACGGCAGCUACCUGCGCCGGCGGAGGCGCUUCAAGAAGAACCGCGACGGCGCCGGCGCCGACAAGAAGGAGCCCGGCCGCGGCGAGCCCAAGGUCAAGGAGGAGGCGCCCGACGGGAAGGCCGACCCCUGCCGCUCGCCCAAGCCGGCCGAGCCGGCGCUCUGCAAGCUGAAGACGGAGCCGCUGGAGCUGCCGGCGCUACCGUCCGUCAGCCCGACGGCGCCAGGGCGUCGAGGCGCCGGCCGCCGAGCCCGUUUACACCAACAUGGACUGCCAGCAGCCGGCGCCGCCACCGCCGCCGCCGCCGCCGGCGGUGCCCACCACCCUGGACCCGGCGCCCUGCUCCAACAACAGCGCCUUCAGCGUCGACUCGCUGAUGACGUCACGGUCGUCGCCGGCGCAGCUGGACUCGACGUCGCUGUACACGCCGGCGCGCGGCCUGUACCCGCCGGAGCUGGGCUACGCGCCGCAGUACGCCGACGAGAUGGCUUGCAUGGCGGCGUCCGGGCAGGGGAUGGUGCAGUACGGCGGCCGGCCGGGCGGCUGGUACCCAACCGAGCCGCCGCCACCGCCGCCACCGCCGCCGCCGCCACCGCCUGUCUCCGCCGAGCCCUUCCCGUCCGUACGCGAAAUGUUCGAGAGCCACCGACUGAUUCCGGGGGCGAUGACCUCGUGUCAGGUCACCCAGCCGAGCUCGUCGUGCCAGCUUGGCUUCCGGCCAAGUUCGCCUUACAAGAGCUUCUACCAGGACUGUCCCAAGUACUGACCCGCGCCGCGCCGGUAGGCUGCGGCGACGCCGGAGCCAGUGUCACCGCUCAGGGGGUGGUCGCGAGACGCGUCUGGCGCUGCGUGUUUUCCAGCCCGUCAGCUGACUGAGCGCCGGUGAGUGGCACGUGCUGGUCCACAGCGGGCACCUCCGCUGAGCGGAACGCGGCAGGACGGCGACCCGGCGGCGCUGCGGCUGUAGACGCUGUUUCAGUUGUGGGUGCCGGUGUAUUACAGUGUUCGUUGUUGCGUUGUCGUUUAUCGACGGGUCUUAGCGGGAGGUCAAGGGCGUGGACAGGAUGGGGUGGUGCUGGGAGCAGGAGGAGCGAAAUGUUUUGUUCUAGCAAUGGUCUCGGGUAUUUCGUCCGUGCUCGCGUCGAAGCUGUGCUGUCAUUGCUGACAACGACUUUCUUCGGACGAUGCAUCGAUUUCGAGGCCGGUUGAGUGAGUAGCACAUGUUUAGGGGAUGGAUUUGUCUUUCUCUCCGUUUCUAAAUGUGUUCUAGCUGUUGCAACAGCUUGCCACUCCAGAUCUGCGCAGAUCAUUGUUUACCAGAGUGGGUGUCGUUCCGACCGUUCAAAUCACAAAUGCAUGGAGCGGCGCAUUGUUUGAAAUUGCGGCGAUUCACUGGUAUCUACAUUCUCACUUUGAUAGCCGAUUGUGAUUGACAGUAGAAAACUGUAAAGGUUUUUUCUCGGAGCCGAUGUUUUUAGUGGUACUUAUGCCAAUAAUGUACUGAGCCGUUCUUUUGACAUAAGCGACGCGUCAAUGGCUUGCCAUUUUUGGUAAUCCAUACCAGCAAGUGAAAACAGCUACCCACGAUUUGCCGCGGUCCACAACAUGUAGAUACACCCGUCAAUCGUCGCAAUCCACGGAACGUUCAACGAUUUCAUCUGUCCGUUGUUCUAUGUGGUGUACGGUUUUGUGGUUUCAACUACUGUGUGCGCGUAGAAUGCUCCGUUUGGUUGUUAUUGCUGAUUAAUCUUUAUACAUGGAGUUUUAUUAGGCGCCGUAUAUGCUGGCGCCCGUGCAUUGUGUCUUCUGUUGUACUCCUAUAGUUUUGUUGGAUAAUAUUUUGAUUGGUCUUAGUGUUCAGUCUUGAAAUGCUCGCUCCCUGGCCACAGCAACAUUGUCUCUGGUCACAGUAAGGCAGACUACGAUCCGGAUUACUAUCUGACUGCUCUGUUACGCCUUGUUAGCGGCGCCCAGCGGCGCAGGUCCACUCCAUUGCCUGUGGUGACCCGUGCGACGCCGGCACCCCGGCACGCUCCAUUCGCCAGUUCUCUGAGCGCCGGCUGUUAGCGGAACAACCGCCCGUGCUCUGUUUGCCAGGGUCUCGCGCCACCAGAAUGCCCGGUUUAAGUGGUGCACGGAAUCUCACUGUAUACCGCCACCUAGAUACCUUCCAGAUGUGAACAGGGUCGAACUACGAGAACGCUGAAUGAAUCGGUAGGCGCGGCUCGCCUGCCGCGCAGCUGCAGUAGACCAGCCGAUCUUGGUGUGUUUACUAGUCAGAUUGAGUUUGACGUUGAGGAAUAAUGUAAAUAGGUACGUGUAAAUUGCGCCGGCACAAUAAAAUGAGAAACGUG